AUGUCGGAAGGAAGAGACAGCAAGCUUCGGACACAUCAAGAAAGUCUCGAAUCCGAGUCCCAGGAAGCUCUUCUUCCUGUAACCACUACCACUUCCAGCAUCUCGACGGCCGGCGCAAGCGAACAAGCGGAUAUGCGAGUCACAGAGAAGGGUGAACGAAAUUUGGACGGUAUAGCGGGGAUUGCUGCUCUUUGUGCUGUUGGCAUCCUGGCGGCGAUAACCUGGUUCAUCGUCUUGACCAAUAACCCCACUUCUCUAGGCUGGUUUGCCCUCCACCCUCUCUUACAAACCCUUUCAUUAGUGUUGUUCACGUAUGGGAUACUGACUCUGCAACCGACUUCUCAAGCCAACCCGAAAGCCAAAGCGGCGGGCUUGAAUAGGCAUCAGUUCGCCGUGUUUUUACUCGGGUUCCCUGCUAUCCUCGUUGGGACGUGGGCGGUAUGGCAUAACAAGAACCUGAGAGGUGCAGAACAUUACACCACUUGGCACGGUACGUUCGGGGGCUUGUGCCUGCUGUGGAUGUUUGGCCAGAUUAUCCUCGGUGCUGGAAGCGUUUGGUUCGAUGGAAAGCUCUUUGGAGGAGGAGCCAAAGCGAAAUCGCUUUGGAAGUAUCACAGACUGUCAGGAUACAUCCUGUUCCCGCUGAUGCUGUUGACUGCCCAUUUCGGCGGCGCAUGGUCAUUAUGGGGUGAGCGUAAUGCGGCAUGGAUCGUGCGAUUCCUCGCGUACACGAUUGCACCCAUUCUCAUUCUUGGUGGAGUCUUGGUCCGUGUGAGAACAUCCAAGAUGAAGUUUUGGUGA
Messenger RNA from Coprinopsis cinerea okayama7#130, 801 nucleotides. RefSeq lists its product as hypothetical. The coding region runs from base 1 to 801 and encodes 266 amino acids. The record is from RefSeq and is a predicted model, not a curated record. Gene Ontology annotation, molecular function: transmembrane monodehydroascorbate reductase activity. The transcript has 7 exons. Lineage: Eukaryota; Fungi; Basidiomycota; Agaricomycetes; Agaricales; Psathyrellaceae.